AUGGUAUGGCUGUUGAUAUUUUCUUUACUCGCGUGCACAGCGGUGGUCGUCUUUGCAAAUGACAGUCAACAGCUCUUUUUACCCAAUACAUACGUUGUCGAGUUUCAACAACCCCAUCAUGAUGAUGGUCUAUUUCAACGGUUGGCCGAACACAAGAUUGAACAUCAUCUACGACAUCGAUAUGAUAUGAUGAAUGCCAUUUCGCUAUCGUUCAACACAUCCAAUGACGCUACUCGUUUCUUUAACCUUAUGCGACAAGACAUACAUCGCACAUGGCCUGUGAACGCCGUUGCACGCCCAAAUGCAAAACUACUUCACGUUGGAAAAAAGCCAGCAACAGGACUCUUCAACUAUUACAAUGAUACGGGUGUCACUCAAUUGCGUGAGGAGCUAGGGUUGACAGGUCGAGACAUCAAAGUUGGAAUUAUUGAUAGUGGACUCGAUUAUACACAUCCCAGCUUGGGUGGAUGCUUUGGGAGUCAAUGCCGCGUCGCUUUUGGAUAUGAUUUUGUUGGAGAUGAUUACACAGGCGAUAACCAACCUAUACCCGAUGGCGAUCCUAUGGAUUGUAAUGGACACGGAACGCAUGUUGCCGGUAUCAUUGGUGCUGAUGAUAAGGAAUUUCAAUUUACAGGCGUUGCUCCUGAUGUCACCUUUGGAGCCUAUCGAAUCUUUGGAUGUUCUGGUAGCAGCGCGGAUGAUGUGAUUAUGAAAGCAAUGGAACAAGCAUACUAUGACGGCAUGGAUGUGAUCAACCUAUCGUUAGGCGAUUUGGGAUGGGCGGAUUCGCCAGCGUCCGUUUUGGCAGACGUACUCACUCUGAAAGGCAUGAUGGUGGUAGCAGCUGCUGGUAAUGAAGGCGACAAAGGCAUGUUUCAAGUGGGAGCACCUUCGUUAGGCCGACAUGCUCUUUCUGUGGCAAGCACCGAUAACUCGAUCACUUUGGCACACCCAAUAAGGUACAAUGAUUUUCAAGUGGGAUAUUCAACUUCAUCAGGGAAGCCAUUGCCGGUUUCUGAAGGCGAGAUUGUACCUGUAUCCGAUACUUUUAUGCCACCUGAUGAUGCUUGCCAACCUGUACAUUCGAAUCAUCUCUUGGGGAAGAUUGCAUUGAUUGCACGUGGUGGAUGUUAUUUCUCUGAAAAGGUCCAAAAUGUACAGGCGGCUGGUGCUAUAGCAGCCAUUGUCUACAACAACAAUCCAGGUCUCGUGAACCCAUCUAUCAAUGACCCAACAAUACGCAUUCAAUGUGGUGGUAUUUCCAAUGAGCAAGGGGAGUCAUUGUUCAACAUGACAAUGGCCAAUCCAGGGGUACAGUUUGAGUUGCCAAAUGAAGAUGUUCAAUUCGAAAUACCGACUGCAGGAACCAUCAGUUCAUAUAGCUCAUGGGGCUUAGGACCCGACUUGGGCGUCAAGCCUGAUAUUGCUGCACCUGGUGGGGAGAUUUAUUCAACUUAUCUCAUAAAAGAGGGAGGCUAUGCAACUUUAAGUGGUACAAGCAUGGCAAGCCCACAUGUUGCUGGUAUCAUUGCGCUUUUGCAACAAGCCAAAGGUGGUGGUCGUAGCCUGCAUCCAGAAGAAUUACGUGCAACGCUCAUUAAUACUGGUGAUCCACUAAGCCGAUAUCAAUCUUCAGCAUUUGAAUCGGUUGCUCGUCAAGGUUCAGGUUUAAUCAACGUCUACAAAUCCAUCCAUGCCAGCACCAGAGUCACCCCUGAACAAAUUGCAUUGCGUGAUCUAUCACGACAAGCACCCAACAAUGAAUACUCAUUCACUAUUCACAAUAAUGGGCGUAUGGCAGGCGAUUACAAGAUUACCCAUGUCCCAGCAACCACUGUACAAGGCUACAGCAAUGGUGAUGAUAUGGCGCCACUGCAGCAACCUAUCCAGCUCGAUGAUCCAGGGACACAAGCCAUUGUAGAGAGCAUAUACCCCAACGAAGUCAGCAUCCCAGCCAAUGAAGCAGCCAAUGUUACGGUGCGUCUACGUGCACCUGCUGAUACUCAAGCGCCAUCGGUGUAUUCGGGUUAUUUUAAGAUUGCCAAGGAGAAUGACGACGACAAUGUACUUUACUUGCCGUAUGCUGGUCUCUCUGUUGAAUUGGGAAGCCUUCCUGUACUUUAUGUCAACAGGUCUAUGCCCAUGGUGAUGCUUGAUACGGCAGGUGUUAGCAGCCGAUCACCCGCUCUUAUCCAGCUACAAUUGAUCCACCCUUCACCCUUGCUUCUCGUUACUGCGGUGGAUGCCAAAAACACAUCCCAGUCCUUUGGUAUUAUUCCUGGUGGCUAUUGGGCAUUUCUUGGAAGGAACAAUGUCCAUGAUAUCAAUGAUUCCAUUCUUAUGGCUUGGGCUGGCGAUAUUGCUACAUCACCAGAGCAAGCAAUGGCAGAGCAAAGCACAGCUGCAGCAGCAGGGUUGGCUGUCAUGCAACCAAAACUCUUUCGAUCCACCAAAAACGUUGAUCAUCAGCUGCAUAUGGAAGAGGAAGCCGCUUCAAUACAAGAUUUCAGCAAUAAUGGUAAACCAUUACCCUCAGGAACCUACAAGCUUAAGGUGAUGGCGUUGCAUGCAUUUGGGGAUUAUGAAAAUGAUGCAGACUAUGACAUUUGGUACUCGGACGAGAUGUAUAUCAGAAACCACUAG
Messenger RNA from Lichtheimia ornata, 2643 nucleotides. RefSeq lists its product as uncharacterized. Gene Ontology annotation, molecular function: serine-type endopeptidase activity; tripeptidyl-peptidase activity. Gene Ontology annotation, biological process: proteolysis. The transcript has 9 exons. The record is from RefSeq and is a predicted model, not a curated record. The coding region runs from base 1 to 2643 and encodes 880 amino acids. Gene Ontology annotation, cellular component: cytosol; membrane; cell wall. NCBI's taxonomy places the organism in Eukaryota, Fungi, Mucoromycota, Mucoromycetes, Mucorales, Lichtheimiaceae.